Molecule: messenger RNA, 444 nt
Organism: Medioppia subpectinata
Lineage: Eukaryota; Metazoa; Arthropoda; Arachnida; Sarcoptiformes; Oppiidae
Source: the annotation of a GenBank genome assembly
GGCAGUCAGUCGUCGGGUUUCGCGUUCGCUUCGGCCAACCGUUUGGCCCGUAUUUUGGAGACCAAACGUCGCGGACAGUCGUCUUCCGGCGAUCCGAAGGUCGCGACCGGACGUAAGCGUACGGGCGGUGAGAAUCAGAUCAAACAGAAGAAGUAUCGCCACAGACCCGGAACUAUUGCCCUCAAAGAGAUCCGACGCUUCCAGAGGACGACCGAACUGUUGAUUCCUCGGCUGCCGUUUCAGCGAUUGGUCCGCGAAAUCGCCGCCGAAUUCAAAGACGAGCUUCUGUUCCAAUCGGCGGCCAUUUCGGCGCUUCACGAGUCGGCCGAAGCAUAUCUCGUCGGACUCUUCGAAGACGCGAAUCUCUGUGCCAUUCACUCCCGAAGAGUCACUGUUAUGCCCAGAGAUAUACAGCUCUCACGCCGUAUACGCGGCGAACGCAAC